This is a messenger RNA of Lymnaea stagnalis (great pond snail), 5874 nucleotides long. The record is from the annotation of a GenBank genome assembly. Lineage: Eukaryota; Metazoa; Mollusca; Gastropoda; Lymnaeidae.
AGAACAUGGCGGACAGUCUACUCGGCCGUGGGGGAUACACAUUCGCUCCUCAGGGUCAAGCUUCUGUGGAGGUAAGUUGUUGUUAAGAGGUUUGUAGUUGUGAGAGAGUGGUGUUGUGAUGGUAAGGCUGUUGCUAUUGGUCCUGGUCUAGCGUUGUUAAGGUAUUGCAUUGGCAAUGUUAUGGUUUGAUUACGGCAUUGUUAGGGCAGUGAUGUGGUGUGUGUGUGUGUUGCGGAGAGAGCAGUGUUAUGGUACCGGUAUUAUUUUUGCCCAGUUAUUUAACUGAUUAUGUUAUUGUGUCGUUAUGGUCAUGAAAUGGUACUGUAUUGGUAAUGUUACGUUUGGUUAUGGAAUGGUUAUGGUAGUGAUGUGGUGUGUGUGGGGCAGAUAAGGUAGUGUUAGGGUGCUGAUACCACUUUGCCUAGUUAUUUUACUCAUCAUGUUAUGGUAAUUUAAGGGCGUCGUUAUGGUUCAGAAAUGGCAAGUUUUUUUUUUAAUGUUAUGGCUAUGUUAUAUAAUUUGGAAGUGAUAAGGUUUUGUUGUACCCAUUAAGGAUUUGAUAUAAAUUAGUUAUGGCAUUGUUAUGGUGACCGAUAAUAAAAUGCAAAAUGCUAUUUCAUUGAGAAUGUUAUGGUGUCGUUAUGGUGUUGAAGUGGUGUUGUUUGUCAUGCGAUGCUGGUGUAUCGUUAUGGGAUUGGUUACAUUUACUGCUUGACAUUUGUGUAGAUGUGUUUGUUGAUGGGACACUGAUGUUGAGAAUUAAUAUGCUGCACUUUUUAUAAUGGAUUAGCUAUGACGUGGCGUCUUAAGGCUUUUGCCAGUGAGACGUGUUGAGUCGUUGAAUUUUAGAAGAAAGAUCUGGCUGCCAAUAAACGAGAAAUUCCUUCACAGUGUUUUUGUCAUUGAUCAUCUCGAAGCCAUAUAAGUCAGACUGACAGUUACAAUGUCAGGAAUUCAUGUUGCUCUUGAAGCCAUAUAAGUCAGACUGACAGUUACAAUGUCAGGAAUUCAUAUAGCUCUUAAAGCCAUAUAAGUCAGACUGACAGUUACAAUGUCAGGAAUUCAUGUUGCUCUUGAAGCCAUAUAAGUCAGACUGACAGUUACAAUGUCAGGAAUUCAUACUGCUGAUGUAAAGGGUGUUUAUUAUGUAUGCGAUCAGGGAUAUGGGCCAGAGGACCGGCAUUGGACCCAGAUGAGAGGCUCGCCAUUGUUACUGAGUAAUCAAUAACCAUGGCUUGCGAUUGAAAUACAUAUAUAGGUCAAUAGCUACUGGAAGCUUUAGUGUAAUGAUUAUAGUUACCCAGAUGUGCAUACGUAUUCCGCUAACUGUGUAUAUUGUAUAGUCGUCCAGAUGUUGAAAUCUGAUUGAACUUUUUUAAUAGACACACACUUUUCAUAACUUUCUUAGCUUUACUGCAUACCUGUUUACCCCCUGGCUAGUGUCAGAUUAGUAAUAAGCUCUCAAAAACGGAGUUUAGAACCCCAAAGAGUAGUUUGGACCAUUACUAUUAGUGUGACACAGUUUGGGAGGGGGGGUAGAGGAUAGGGUUACAAUUAAAAUACAAGUUGCGCCAGAAAAUGGGCUCAGCUGCUUGGCUGCCUAUGUAAGUUAACAUAAUAAAAUCUACAAGUUACGUUUCUCUGAUGUGUUAAAGGAGUUCGUUCAGAUUCGAUCGCACAUGGUGCUAGCCCAAAAAAUGCGGUAACUUUUUACUUGUAACACCCAAAUUUUUAAUUUUAUUAAAAAAAUAAUCCAAAGAAAGGGAAAGACUCCUGAAACCGUCGUAGUUUUAGGUUCGUCGUAGCGGCGUAGUCUUGGGCUUAAAAACGUAUAGUUACUACAGCGAAAGCAUAGGGUUUAACGGGUCUGGUUUACUGAUUCCUUGCCGUACUCCGUUUAACUUAUAAUGAAAACUAAAUUAGCUGACUAGCGUUGGUUUAUUAUUGGCUGGGUCUGUGGAGAGGGUGGUCUGGCCCGGGCGGCACUUUAUAUUAAGGGGCGGGAUUUUCGGACAAAUGCAGUUGUUUUUUGGUUUUUUUUUCGUGUUAGCGUUCGGUGUAGGAAAUCUUGGCCCACCCUGGGCGACACUAACCCCAGCUACGCCAAUGAUUGUUAUACACACAAAUAUAUACACAGUAUUACAACUGCCCCUGGCUGAAUGUCUUGGAAAAGUCAAUUGUAAAUGACCAGUUUCUUGUAACGCUUAUUAUUAGACUAUACCUGACAAUGACUGAUUUCUUAUAAUACCAAUUCUAAGUCUGUACCAGAAAAUGACUAACUUCUUGUGAAGCUAAUAAUACUUCUUUACGUGACUCUGACUUAAGUUUUGUAAUACCAAAAUCAAAUUUCUGAAUCUGGCAAACGUAAGCUUGAAUCAAACAUUCAUAUUUGUUGGAUGGCUUGCUUGUAGCUUUGAAGAUACCUACCACUGGGGACCCUCAACCGUAUCACAGCCUUAUUUAAACAUAGCUUUGUUGUACUUUGACCCAAAUUUAUGUACAGGGUUCCCCCCAGCGAGCCCCUCUGCCUAAUUGCAUGCCCGAUGAAGCCCUUUAUCGCUUCAACAGAACAGGUAUUCGUAUCACGCGUCAUAGCGUUUACGUUAUAGUUUACAUUAUCCGGAAACCGUGCCACUGAAAUUUUGAGUGUCACUUUGUAUUUUGGCCCUAAAGCCGUUUCAAGAAUCGGUGCGGAGUUUGAAGCAGUUCGUUGCGAGAAAAGCCAUUCCACGCAGUAUUCUAUAAAAGCGACAUAGUUGUCAUAAAAACAAUUCAAAUUCGAAUUAGGACGCUUGACUGGUUUGGUGGUAAGACAAGUUUCAUCAUAUGGUACGUGCACAGCAAGAGCCCCCAAUAUAAAUUAUACAGUACUUGCAGUGUAGUGCUGGAUGUAUUUUUUUUUUAAUAAGUAGGACCUGCUAGCAUUUGUAACGUAAAAUAUGAUGUGCAAAUCCUCGCCCCCCCCCCCUUUUUUUAUUACAUAAAAAAAAUUUUUUUUUGGCAUAAUUCGAUGGAACCAGAUUAAUUUUGUCGUAAAUAGGCACUAGUUAUACUUAAUCACAAACUUUUAGUUUAAAAGUUUUAAUACACAUAAUAUCCUUGCACUACUGUAUACGCACGGUUAUAUUAUAGCGCGAUGUAGCGACUCCCUGGCCUAUUUUUUUAACUUCAACAUUGAGCUAUUUGUAGCUUCCUAGCAUUUUAGCCCUAGUAUGGCCUUGAUAUUGACUUCACCGAGUAAAUGUGCCGUACCGCCUCUUACCCACCCCACCCUUGGUUCGAAUAAGGUUGUUAAAUUCGAAUGUGUUCCAUUUGUUCCAAAAAAAAAUGUCAUUAGGUGAAGCAAUUUCUAGAAUUUCUUUACUAGAGAGGUUGGAUUUAAUUCCUUUAUAACCCCCGACCUUUUUUAUAAACAGAUAUACGGAGCGAGACAGAGAUAGAGAGGGAGAGAUUGUUUGCUAUACGAGACGCUUUAUGAUUGUGUGUGUGUGUGUGUAAAUAAAUAUUUGAAUUUUUAGGGGGGUACCCUUUUCACUUGCUGUAAGCUGAUAGAGUUUUUUCUUGGUUUUUUCUGUACUUGAAUUUUCAUUUUUUAUUGAAAUGUAUUGGUAAAAUCAAAUUGAUUGUUGCUAGUCUCAGCAGCUACUAAUAGUAUCUUUUUCUCUACACAACGUUUCCUCAGUCCCUAAUUACAUAUUGCUUUUUCUAUUAGCAAAAUGUUAAUCCAGAAAAAAAAUCUUCUAAACCACAACAGGACGUAACACCCAGAUUACCUUUCCUGUUAACAGUACAGCUAUGGGAAUACUGGUAUUGUGGACCUUGCUGGUCCCUAGUAUAAUUGUAUAACUUAGAACGUUAACGGCAAAAAAAAAAAAAAAGCAAAACAACCUCCCUUUGAGUGAAAGAGUCGAUGCGAAUUAUGAUUAUUCAAUCCUUAUGUUCAGACACGCAAUGUACUGGUAUUAAUGGCAAUUAAAUUCUGUACCGUUUCAGAUGAAUGGACAUAGUCACGUGUCGUUGCCCAUCUACUCGAACAAGACGGUACAGAGAGCACCGAGGUCCAGCAACAUGCCAAGCUACGGUGAUGCUACGGGCGACAACCAAUCUCUGGUCAGCAAGCUUAAGGCCCACUACAAAAACCGCUCGGCGACGGACACCAACUCCAAGCAUUUCUUCAGGAUCCUCUUCCAAUUCCAGGCCAUCACUCAGCUCUACAUGACCUUGAACUACAUCAUCCCUUACGUUUUCUCGGAAUUCGAACCCACCAGCCAGUACUACCUCAAGGUCUUCGCUUGCUACGUGUUCACCAUGGGCCAGGCCAACUGGCUCUGUUCAAUCUGCUACUCGAGCCGGCUACCGGACAUGCGGGACCGGCCGAAUCUCGAUUUCAGAGAAUGGUUCGAGAACCCUCCCGAAACCUUCGGCCAGAACGGGAUCAUCAAGACGAACCUGCACACCAUGGACGAAAACGGGUUGGAGUGGAGGUACUGCAGCAAGUGCGAGCGCUACAAGCCGCCGAGAGCUCACCACUGCGACGCCUGCAGGAUGUGUGUCCUCCGCAGGGACCAUCACUGCUUCCUGAUUGGGAAAUGCAUCGGCCACUUCAACCAGCGGUACUUCAUUGUCUUCUGCUUCCUCGGGGUCUUCACCGGACUCAUCGGUUUUAUCCUCACGGUGACCUACCUCAUCAGCCUGCCGGACCCGGUCACGUGGGUGGACUACGUGUUCCCGUGGUCGCUGUUCAAGUUUCUCAUCGGCAAGGUUUCGUGGCAGUUUGUGCUGCUGACUUUCCACGCUGAGAUGCUCGCGGUGUUCGGGGGGAUGAGCGUCAUCUACGGGAUCGGGCAGAUGAGUAUUGUCUGCCUCGGGUUUACCCUUUACGAGGUAGCCAAGUCGGUAGAUGUUAAAGUCACUAGCUCGAGGGCGGAGAACAUCAGGAUGGUGUUUGGGGACUACUGGGGGCUCAACUUUUUGUUUCCGGCCCAGAUACUGUUCAAGCAGCGGCAUGACGGGAUGCACUACGACAACAUCAAGAUCGGGAAUAAUAAAGUCAGUGUAGAGUAGGGUUGAAUUCAGUGUGCAGAACGAUAAAGUUAGUGUGGGGUAGUAUAAUAUAAGUGUGGACUAGUGUUAAGUCAGUGUGGAGUAGGUAUUACUCAGUAUGGGACAGUGUUAAUUUAGUGUGGAAUAGGGUUAAUUCAGUAUGGAGUAGGUUUAAGUCAGUGUUGAGUAGGGUUAACUCAGUGCGGAGUAGGAUUUAGCCAUUGUAGAGUAGGGUUAAUUCAGUGUGGAGUAGGGUAAAGUUAGUUUGGAGUGGAGUUAAUUUAGUGUGGAGUUGGGUUUUGUCUGUUUAGAUUAGGUUUAACUCAGUGUGGAGUAGGUUUAAGUCAGUUUGGAGCGAAGUUAUUUCAGUAUGAAUUAGGGUUUAACCAGUCAGGAGUAGGGUUUCAGUGUAGAGUAGGGUUAAGGGAAUUUGGAGUAGGUUAAAAUCCGUGAGGAGUAGGGUAAAGGCAGUGUGGAUCACGGUAAGUUGAAUGUCGAGUAGGGUAAAGUCAGCAUGGAGUAGGUUAUUAAAGUAGUGUGGAGUAGAUUAAAUCAGUAGGGUGUAGGUUAAAGUCAAGUCAGUGUGGAUAAGGUUAAAGUCAGUGUGGAUAAGGUUAAAGUCAGUGUGGAUAAGGUUAAAGUGAGUGUGGAUAAGGUUAAAGUGAGUGUGGAUAAGGUUGAAGUCAGUGUGGAUAAGGUUCAAGUCAGUGUGGAUAAGGUUCAAGUCAGUGUGGAUAAGGUUAAAGUCAGUGUGGAUAAGGUUAAAGUCAGUGUGGAUAAGGUUAAAGUCAGUGUGGAUAAGGUUAAAGUCAGUGUGGAUAAGGUUAAAGU